Sugiyamaella lignohabitans is the source of this 222-nucleotide messenger RNA. RefSeq lists its product as uncharacterized. Lineage: Eukaryota; Fungi; Ascomycota; Dipodascomycetes; Dipodascales; Trichomonascaceae. Bases 1 to 222 code for a protein of 73 amino acids. The transcript has a single exon. The record is from RefSeq and is a predicted model, not a curated record.
AUGAUGUCGUUGUUCUUGACACCAAGAGCCUUACCCCAAGCAGAUUGGACAAAUGGAUCAUUGGCAGAAAGGACAAUUACUUGGUCAACGCCCUUGGCCUUGAACUCGGCAAGCUUGGAGAUGAAAGGAGGAAUGUGGUUGGCAGUACAGGUAGGAGUAAAAGCACCGGGAACUGCGACAAUUACAACCUUCUUACCAGCGAAUUUCUUGUCAGUAUCAUAG